This is a messenger RNA of Sycon ciliatum, 810 nucleotides long. RefSeq names its product osteocalcin 2-like. NCBI's taxonomy places the organism in Eukaryota, Metazoa, Porifera, Calcarea, Leucosolenida, Sycettidae. Bases 1 to 810 code for a protein of 269 amino acids. The transcript is spliced from 2 exons. The record is from RefSeq and is a predicted model, not a curated record.
AUGCUUUGGCGAUCAGCCACAACGAUCAGCCAGCGAUCAGCCAGCAAUCAGCCAGCGAUCCCCCACAGCGAACAGCCAGCGAUCAGCCACAGCGAUCAGCCACAGCAAUCAGCCACAGCGAUCAGCCAGCGAUCAGCCACAGCGAUCAGCCACAGCGACCAGCCACAGCGACCAGCCACAUCGAUCAGCCACAGCGACCAGCCAGCGAUCACCCACAGCGAUCAGCCACAGCGAUCAACCACAGCGAUCAGCCAGCGAUCAGCCACGGCGAUCAACCAGCGAUCAGCAACAGCGAUCAGCCAGCGAUCAGCCACAGCGAUCAGCCAGUGCGAACAGCCACAGCGUUCAGUCACAGCGAUCAGCCACAGCGAUCAGCCAGCGAUCGCCACAGCGAUCAGGCAGCGAUCCGCCACAGCGAACAGCUACAGCGAUCAGCCACAUCGGUCAGCCAGCGAUCAUCCACAGCGAUCAGCGAAUGAUCAGCCAGCGAUCAGCCAGCGAUCAGCCAGCGAUCAGCCACAGCGAUCAGCCAGCGAUCAGCCACAGCAAUCAGCCACGGCAAUCAGCCACGGCGAUCAGCCACAGCGCACAGCUUUGGCGAUCAGCCACAACGAUCAGCCAGCGAUCAGCCACAAUGAUCAGCCAGCAAUCAGGCUGCGAUUCCCCACAGCGAACAGCCAGCGAUCAGCCACAGCGAUCAGCCACAGCGAUCAGCCACAGCAAUCAGCCGCAGCGAUCAGCCAGCGAUCAGCCACAGCGACCAGCCACAUCGAUCAGCCACAGCGACCAGCCAGCGAUCACCCACAGUGA